Malaclemys terrapin pileata is the source of this 558-nucleotide messenger RNA. It is a transcript of the gene LGALS2, whose product is annotated as galectin 2. The transcript is spliced from 4 exons. The coding region runs from base 105 to 500 and encodes 131 amino acids. NCBI's taxonomy places the organism in Eukaryota, Metazoa, Chordata, Testudines, Emydidae. The record is from RefSeq and is a predicted model, not a curated record. Gene Ontology annotation, molecular function: carbohydrate binding.
UGUAACUCUCGGAGAGCUAGGCCUAUAAGAUCUCCUGCGGGAGGUGUACCUGCACCAGAUCCUCAGCAGCUCCCAGCCGCGGCUAUCCAGCACCAGCAAGGAGGAUGUCUGAGAAAUUUGAAAUCUUGAACCUGGACGUGAAAGCAGGGAGCACCCUGAAGAUAAAGGGCAAGGUCGCCAAUGAUGCUGAGAACUUUGUGAUUAACCUUGGCAAGAGCUCUAGUGAGCUGGGGCUGCACUUCAACCCCCGCUUCAACGAAUCCACCAUCAUCUGCAACUCCAGAUGUGCCAACUGCUGGCAGUCGGAGCACCGCGACAACCACCUGCCGUUCUCCCGGGGCUCGGAGGUCAAGUUUAUCGUCAGCUUCCUGGGAGACAAGUUCAAGGUGAAGCUGCCGGACGGGCAUGAGGUGGAAUUCCCCAACCGGCACGGCUACGACAAGAUCAGCUACCUGAGUGUGCAGGGUGGGUUCAAAGUCCUCUCCUUCAAACAAGAAUGAUGGGCUCCACUUCCCUGCUCUAAUAAAGACCCCUGGUGAGGGGCCAUUUUGUCCCAAC